AUGUUCCGUAAAGGUGGCAAGACGACCGCAAUCAACAGCGGGGGGCGGAAGAAAAUGCACACGACCUUCGACGACGGGUCGGAGCUCGUGGAGGAGUACGACAUGACGACGGACGAGCUGCUGGUGCGCAAGUGGCGCAGGAAGACGCCGCUCGGGAAGCUGCAGAACUGGGAGUUCCUGGUGGGCGACGCGGAGCCCACCGCAGCAGCGGGGGGCGAACUGCGCGAGAGCUCGAGCGCGCCAACGUUCCACCGGCGCGACACGCGCGGAAUGUUCCAGUGGCGCAUCCGCAACCUGCCGUUCCCCGCUGAGGUCUACUCCGUGACGGUCGACGAGUCGGACCGCAAGAUCGUCGUCCGGACGUCGAACAAGAAGUACUACAAGCGUUUCGCGAUCCCGGACCUCGACUUGCUGCAACUGCCCCUCGAGCAGUCGCGAGUGCAGUGGGAGUGGGCCAACAGCACGCUGGUCAUCUCCUACGCCAAGCCCCGGGCGGUCGUGGACGCGGAGGACCAGGACCGGGCCGAGCGGGCCAAGAUGCGGGCGCAGGAGGACGGGGACGUGGACUGCAAGACGCAGUGA
This is a messenger RNA of Pedinophyceae sp. YPF-701, 582 nucleotides long. The record is from the annotation of a GenBank genome assembly. NCBI's taxonomy places the organism in Eukaryota, Viridiplantae, Chlorophyta, Pedinophyceae.